Messenger RNA from Pediculus humanus corporis (human body louse), 1311 nucleotides. Its product is annotated as eukaryotic translation initiation factor 3 subunit, putative. Gene Ontology annotation, cellular component: eukaryotic translation initiation factor 3 complex; cytoplasm; nucleus. The record is from RefSeq and is a predicted model, not a curated record. Gene Ontology annotation, biological process: translational initiation. The transcript is spliced from 6 exons. Gene Ontology annotation, molecular function: translation initiation factor activity. Bases 1 to 1311 code for a protein of 436 amino acids. Lineage: Eukaryota; Metazoa; Arthropoda; Insecta; Psocodea; Pediculidae.
AUGGCAGAAUUCGAUUUAACUGGUAAAAUUGGACAAUAUUUAGACAGGCAUUUAGUUUUUCCAUUGUUGGAAUUUCUAUCUGUGAAGGGGAUAUACGACAAAAAUGAAUUACUUCAAGUAAAACUUGAUAUUUUGAAUAAGACUAAUAUGUUGGAUUAUGCAAUCGAUAUUAGAAGAUUGUUAUAUCCAUCAGAAGAACCUGAAUCGUUAAAAGCAAGAAGAAAUGUGGUAGUUCAAACUUUGCAGGAAUUGCAAAAUGAAGCAUCAGUAGUUGUGAGAAUAAUGUCAGAUGAAAACACGAGAAAGCAAAUGGAAACAAUGAGAGAUUCGAAAACUUUAGUUAGCUAUUUGCAAACUCAAUUUGAUUUCAAGCUUGAAAUGAUGGAUGUAACCUAUAGAUUGGCCAAAUACAGAUAUGAAUGUGGAAAUUAUUCCAAUUCCACCAGUUAUUUAUACUUCUACAUGUUGGUUAUGCCUCCAACUGAUAAAAAUUAUUUAAAUGUUAUGUGGGGAAAGCUUGCCUCUGAAAUUUUAUUACAAAAUUGGGAUACAGCUUUAGAGGAUUUAAACAAGCUCAGGGAUUUUAUCGAUGGAAACAAUUUCAGUUCUUUACAGUUAUUACAACAGAGGACAUGGUUAAUUCAUUGGAGUCUUUUUGUUUUCUUUAAUCAUCCGAAAGGUAGAGAUAACAUUAUCGACAUGUUUCUUUAUCGAGCACAUUAUUUGAAUGCUAUUCAAACCAUGUGCCCUCACAUUUUGAGAUAUUUGGCUACAGCUGUUGUAAUUAACAGAUCUAGAAGAAGUUCUCUUAAAGAUCUUGUUAAAGUAAUUCAGCAAGAAUCUUACACUUACAGAGAUCCCAUUACUGAAUUCAUUGAACAUUUAUAUGUCAAUUUUGAUUUCGAUGGAGCCAGGCAAAAACUCCACGAAUGCCAUACAGUUUUAUUUAAUGAUUUCUUUCUAAUAGCUUGUCUGGAAGAAUUUGUUGAAAAUGCCAGACUUAUGAUUUUUGAAACUUUUUGUAGAAUACAUCAGUGUAUCAGUAUUGGAAUGCUGGCACAAAAGCUUAAUAUGAAUCCAGAUGAGGCUGAAUGUUGGAUUGUUAACUUGAUUCGUAAUGCACGCCUCGAUGCAAAAAUUGACUCCAAAUUGGGACAUGUGGUUAUGGGCACACAACCUGCCUCACCUUAUCAACAACUCGUUGAAAAAAUUGACAGUUUGUCUGUGAGGUCUGAGGCUUUACUAAAUUUAAUAGAAAGAAAAGUGAAAGCGAAACAAGAAAGUCGUUGGGGAGCUCAAGAUUUUUAUUAA